AUGCGAAUUAUUUCAACACCAGACAAAGGCAGGGGAGUAUUCGCAUCGCAGCCCAUCAAAAUCGGGGAGGUAGUUGAGAUAUCCCCCGUUCUCUUAUUCACGAAGGAGGAAUACACGCAGCAUGGACAGCACACAGCGCUCGAUGACUAUACCUUCGUGUGGCCAGAUCGGAGUGGGAGGAUGGGAUUGGCGAUGGGGAUCGGAUCUAUGUUCAACCACCACAAACAGCCUAAUGUGAGUUAUAGCAUUAACACUCAUACGCUCACAAUCACAUUCAAAACAACACGCCAUAUAAAUAUCAACGAUGAGUUAUGCAUUUCUUACGGCCCUGAAUCUAAAUUGUGGUGGAGGAAUACUCAAGUGGAUGAUGAUGAGGAUGAUCAAGUUAAGGAUAUGAGCGAAUUAGAUCUCUUGCAAUGUGAUUAUGGUAGUUAA
Wallemia ichthyophaga EXF-994 is the source of this 435-nucleotide messenger RNA. Its product is annotated as SET domain-containing protein 7. Gene Ontology annotation, molecular function: histone H3K37 methyltransferase activity; protein binding. The record is from RefSeq and is a predicted model, not a curated record. Lineage: Eukaryota; Fungi; Basidiomycota; Wallemiomycetes; Wallemiales; Wallemiaceae. The transcript is spliced from 2 exons. The coding region runs from base 1 to 435 and encodes 144 amino acids.